UUCCCACACCGCGGCGCCGGGGGGGCGGACCCGCCGCCUGCGCAGACGCUCCCGCGGGUCCGGGAGGUGCCGCCUCUGCCGCUGCCGCCCGGGGCCGUGUCCGCGCCCGCGCCCGGGGGAGACAAAGGACACCGGGAGGAAGAGAACCCCCUCACCUGCAUCCGCCCAAACCAGCUGAGCGGGGCAGUGGGAAGAUGGGAUUGACAAACCAUGAAGGAAUAAUGAGGGAAUCCUGAAGCAGUAACAGUGUUUGCUCCUGGACUCUGCCCAAGGGGACUGUUUGCAUAUCAGUGCUCUUAACCAGUGGGACCAUGGAAGGAACAGAGAUGUCACCAAGUGUUAACUCAGAGGAGAGCAGUGUGUUGGACCUUCCAUCUGUUUGUGACCUGGCAGAGCUCUUUGUGCCUCCACGCAGCACUGAAAACACUGAGGAACUUUAUCGUUCUGUGGAUGCUUUUCCCUCUCUGCCCACAGGAGAGAGCAAUCUAUCAUCUGCAGUUCCUGCAGGCUUUUCUGCUGAAGGCUCUGAGAAAGCAAACGUGAGAUGUUAUCUAAAAGCAGGGCUGUGUGAGCCCAUGGAACCUGAUGGUGCUGCACUCUCAUGGAUGUACGAACGUGACAGUGCUGAAGGCCCCAGCAUCAGGAAAUCUCUUGAUGACUUCUACAAGAUGUAUUGCAAAAAACAACCAGGGAGAAUGGAUCCAACUUACGAGGCUGCAUCACGGUGUCUGUCACGGAAGAUUUCGGAGCUGGCAAACCGGGAUGGAACUAAAUAUGCAUCACGUUGCCUGCAAAUGGCACAGUUGGUCUUGAACAGAGACGGGUGCAAGAUCUUUCCAAACCACCCCCCUUCUGCCUGUUUUUCGAAGCCAGCUGAAGGAGAAGUCUUGUUGGAAGACAGAAAGAGAACACCUGGGCUCUCAGAUGACAUCCUCCAAUUCCUCUUGAAACAAACACAGGCAGAACAUAGCCCUGAUGUGUCACACGAGAAGUGAGCAAGACAGUGGUUUGUUUCUGUCAUUGGAGCUUUGCUUUCACUUUAAAAAGAGGGGACUUCCUUAGAAAGACACUCUUCUCCUGGCAUCACCUUCAACACCAGACACUCCAUGGAGGGAUUCACCUGGAUCAGACCUUGCCACCUUGUUCUCUGCAGGGCAGCACUGCACAAGGAGCACUUGUGGUCCCCAUGUAACUGCUUGGGACAUGUCACUAAUUGGGAUGGGUGAUGUAGUGUUUGUUGCUGGGACAUCAAACAUGAUAAUUUAAAUCUACCAGGCUUUUAAACUGACCUACAUUUCUACCCCAGCUGAAUCGUGGCCCUGCCCAAAUUCAGUCCCUGUGAAGGCACGGAUGUCCAAGUGCUGUUGAUUAGAACAGACUGUUUGAAUGAACUUGGCAUGGUAUGCCCCAGACCUAGAGAGAGAAGCUUAACAUUUUAUUCUGUUCCUGGCUGAUACUGUAACAUGUAUGCCUCCACUGGGAUGCCUGUUAGCUGUAUGUGUUUACCUGCAGACAUAUGAUCCCACAGAUCAUGACUGCAAAUGCAGGUAAUGUGAUGUAAGCAAUAACAAAAUAAAGAAUGGAUGGUGGCUGCUGAAAGAGCAUGAAGAUAGAUACUGGCAGAGAAGAGCAUGAAACUGUUCAAUUUUAAAGACCAACGUAGGCAGAACAGGCUGGAUGCAGCUGAAAAAUCUGGAUUAUGACUCAUAUCUACAAAUCUUGGCUGGCAUCUUGCAGAGGACAUGGUAAGCUCUGUGCUAGUGAAGCAUGCAGUCUUUUGAAAAGUUUGCACCCCUUGCAGUCAGGAGUGCCUGCAGUUUUGUGUGCUGCUCACUUCCAGUGUCCUGGAGGUAUGACCAUCCAUGGCUUCUUCGAGUUGAAAACACAGUCUUUUUGCAUGUGAAGUACCAAGAGUGGUACGAAGCCCUCACAGAAGUGUCCUGUGUUCUGUCCAUUUCUCCCCAGCCCGUGCAAUAAUCUCUGGGAAACUGAGUUUUUUUCCUGAGGAGUGAAGUGCUUUCCUCUCUCUCUGGCUUGCCCUUAACUUAGCUUUGACACUUCUAUGGUUUCAGCACUUAUCAGAGCACAAGUCAUCCUCUCAGAGGCCCUUUGCUGUUGGGUUCUCUCCAUUCACUUUGUUUGCUUCUCUGACUCACUCCAUCAUUUUAUUUUUCUUCUCCACUGCAGUAUAUAAGGCAGGAAAUAACCUGUUUUCCUGAAGGUGAGGAACCAGGUAAUGCUGGACUGCAUUGUACCCAAACAUGCUCCACCACUGUGAGCUGCUUUGGUUCAGCUUUCAAAAGCAGACUCAGCUGUAACCACUGAACAUUUAGCUGCCAGGCAGAAACAUGCACCUGAAGUUACAGUCUCCCUGAAACUCCCCUGCCAGUUGAUGCCUGUGCUGUGUGCACACUGGUCAAGGUGUCCUGCAAGUUGCCCCUUUGUGCAAUAGAAAACAUCCCUCUGAGUUGUUGUCUUUCCCCUGCUCUAGGACAAGCACAAUUUGCUGCUCAGCAGGACUGGCUGAGCAGAGCUGCCCAGCAGGGUGGUCCCAUGCACUUCCAGUGCCCCCCUGCCCUUCUGCUUCUUGCCUACUUCAAGACCUGUAGGUGGGAAUUUUCCCAGCUUUCCCUAAAUAAUGCUGCUGUGGCUCAAGAGGAGGAAGAGCAGGGACUCUUGAUUCCUUUGCUUUCCUUCCAGGGAACGUUUUUCCGUUUGUGAUCCUCCUGAGGAAAGAGGCUCUGAUGGACUUAAACUGGACAGUGUUCUAGAAGGGGAACUCACCCUACCUCCCCAACUCGCUGGCCUCCCCAGCACUGAUGGUUCCCAUCUCCACCGCCAAAGCCAGCUGCUGUCACCUCUGUUCAUCCCCUUGUGUGCUCUGGUAGUGUAUGGAGGCUGCUUUUGCAAAGACAUUUUGUAGCUUACAUUGCAGAACAAAUCCAAGGGGUUUUUUCCUUCUGCUUGUUCGAGGCUCACAGCAAAGGACCAGCUCUGAGCCUAGCUUAGGACACCACCUGAAAACCUACAACACCUUUCAGGGCUGUGGGUGGACAAGACCCCUCAAGAUCUUCAAGUGAAAUGUGUAAGUGAAGUAGAAGAUGGGGAAUAACAUCGGUCCCAUAGGGUAUGACUAGCAAGGCCAAAACUGAUCUGUCAUUGCCAAGUAGGAGGAGCACAGGACAUGGUGAAGACUUGACAGCCAUUUCCCAGGGAUUUCCCUGAUGCACAGCCCAGAUCCAAAUCCCACUCAAGGUCUGUUAGAGAUGUGUAUUCUUUGGAUUGGGUAUUUUCCACCUGAGCUGGACCAGCAUCCUUCAGUGUCUCAGAGAGGUGACUCAUACUGCUGCAGGCACAAAGCCCUCUGCCCAUGCACACCAGACACCUGAGUUGCCUUGGGGCUCAUCUUAAGGCUAAGUCUGGCAGGCUGUGAGUGCUGCCUCUGUUCCCAGAAUACAUAAAUGCCUGAUCCAAACUCUUUUUGUCAUCCUUGAUGACUCCUGCUAUUAAAUCAUUCUCUACUUUCCUCAGCUGAGAGCUUCUCCAGAAUGUUUGGUAUCAAUGGCUUCUCUGAUGCUUACUCUAACAGAAUUUUUAUUUUCCCCUCCCACACAGCUGCCAGUGGGAGGUACUGAUUCAUGCCAACGACCUACCCAGUCCUGGAGUCCAAAGGCAGCCAGGGAGAGAGCUGAGCUCCUGCAACAGGCAGGGGCUGAAGCAGGUCCUCAGCAGGUGUCAGUGAAGUGAGUGGAGACAGGGCCAUUUACACCAGUGGAGGAUUUUCCCCCAGGAGUUUGAGGUGUUUUGGUAUGCCUGGAUAUUUCGGGACGUAUGGUUGUUAAAUUCGGUGUACAACAGGCAGUAUACAUCCUGUAUAAAUGUGUCUGUUGAGCAUUGGUGAUUUUGUGGGGGGCAUAUGUUUUCCCACAAUACAGAAGUUCAUUUUAAAAAUACCCUAUUCUGUAGGCUUUCCCUAAUGACUGUUUUCCCACACACAUCUAUUAGGCAACAACAUAUGUCAGCAUUUCUUCCUUAAAAGUAAAAUCUGGCACAUACAUAACACACAGAGCAUGAAGUAAUAAGAUGUGAUAAAACAGUAGCUGGAGCUAACCAAAGCCAGAAAACUCAUGGCUGGAAGGUCAAGCCUUUAUUUAAAUCCCCUUUGCAAUGGCCUAUUUGUUUGCAGGUGCUGUGAAUUGAGGGGGAAAGUCUUGCAAUGAAAGAACAUCUGUCAUGGAAAAUUUUACCCUCAGUUCAAGCUGAACAAACUUUUACUCGCCCUGGAAAGUAGGUUCUUGUAAUGGGAAAUGUCAGUCAGCCUUAGGGCAGGUGACACUAUCCAGCAUUGUCUGCAUUUCUGGGUAAGAUACAGUACCUGAGCCAGAAAUGCUGCUAAACGAGUGCUAAAAUCAGCACCUCCCAGCCAGAGAAGCAGGGUUAUUCUGUUAUUACAGAUACUAAGGGGGGGAUGCUGUGCCCUGCAACAUAUUUUCCGUGUGCCUUUCACUAAUUGGUUGGUUCUAAGUUCCCAGCAGCUUGUUUUGGGUAUUUGGGAGCUUCAGAGAAAGAGUGAGAGGGCAGGACAUAUAAACUUACAUCUUUGUCUAACAGCAAACUCCUCUCAGAAGGCUGCAACUAGAGGUUGAAAUAAUAAUAGAGGUUUUGUGUCUGUGGGCCAGGCCACUUGUUUAACAAGCAGCUCAGCAUGUGUUCUGUGAGGCCAGCUUGUGUUUGCAUCCUUAAUCUCCUCAUUUCUCCCUGGGUUUGGCUGGUCCCUAAGAGAGCAUCACUGCUCAGGGCAUGGGCUGGGGGCCGAGAGAGUGAGGACACAGCCAAAGGCGGCCAUAGGAUAACUGCUUAUGUGUUCUUUUAAAACACUUCUUUCCUCCGUGGGAUAGCUGGCUGUAUGGAGGAGUUGCUUUGUUUUGUAUUUAGGGGUGGCUUAUUUUUGUGAUCUGUGUUCUCACUCAGGAGAAAGGAAAGGUUGAUCUUAGGCUUGAGAUGUUGGUGCUGUAAAGCAGAAAGAGGCGCCCACAAGUCGAGUUCCACAUGUAGUGAUGAGAAACGUGUGUAUGUGUAGACAAGUCCCAUGUCUGGGUUUCUGUCUCUGGGAAUGUUAAUGCUGCUUGUCUGGUGUUCAAGAAUAGACUUAAGGCACAUGAAUCACUGAAAAAAAAAAUCUUCUGGGAUGAGGAGAUACAGACUGCUGUUUUGUAGGUUGGAGGAAUCUUACCAAAGGCAGCAGUGAAUUAGACUCAAAAUGCAGUGGUGUGCUGGACAAGGAUCUGUGCCACUUCCUCCUGUUCCCACUUCCACAGGUUGCUAGUGCUUGAUGAGAGGAGAUGGUGUCAGCCCCCAGCCUGCCAAAAGGGGAAAGAAAUGAAGCUGACAAAGUCCAGACUUUAGCAUUUGAGUGCAGCAGGCACUCUUGACACCCCUGAUCAUCCUUAGAGCUACUCAGCCUGGGUGGGUAAGUCAGCCUUGGGUGCUCCUAACCUUGAAAGGAGGUAUCUUCUUAACUUUGUUCCCAGUGUGAUUUUGCCACACUUGGCCCAUUUGAGCUUGAAUUUUCCCCCUGAGGCAGCCACCCAACUUCGAUCUGCCUGGAGGAGGACAAGGCACGUGGAAACUCUUUUUUUGCCAAAGCCAGGCCAUGACACUUUGCAAGCUCAGUAUGCCUCACAUGAGAGUUGGCAAAACCACCCACUGUGGCUUUCUCUUUCUCAUAUCCAGGGUAGUAGAGUGUCUUUCAUGGUCUCUUGUUCUGCUUUUCAUGUUUGCAUCACCUUUCCACCCUGAGGGUUACUAGACAAAUUUACACUGACAGAGUAUCUUCCAGGUAUUUUCAUUUCCUAAGGCUACCUUUAAGCUUAAGCCUCUUAAACCUUUUUUAUAAGCACACAGCAUUUCACACAAAGAGCCUAAAAGUCUUAAAAUCAGGGUAUGCAAAAGAAAAAUAUUAUAUUCUACGGGGAAGAGAUGGUAGCAAAAUCUCCUCUUGCAUUUUGUAGGUUUCACUCUCUCUUUCAUAGAGCCUUUUUGCAGCUGGAUUUCUGUUCUUAGUGCCAGUGGGGAUUAAAAAGGAGGUUAUGGAAAAUUUCUUUGGCAAUUCCUUUUGCUGUGUGAGUAUGGCUGUCAUGAAAUAGAUCUCUCAGCACUGUGUUUUCAGUCUGGAAUUAUGUGCAGGGGCAUAAUUGGAUUUAUUUUUUUUUCAGUACAUAUAUGGUUAUUAAUAAAACCUUUACUUUGAAAUA
Pseudopipra pipra is the source of this 6254-nucleotide messenger RNA. RefSeq names its product shieldin complex subunit 1 (gene SHLD1). The transcript has 6 exons. Bases 312 to 995 code for a protein of 227 amino acids. Gene Ontology annotation, biological process: regulation of double-strand break repair via nonhomologous end joining. The record is from RefSeq and is a predicted model, not a curated record. NCBI's taxonomy places the organism in Eukaryota, Metazoa, Chordata, Aves, Passeriformes, Pipridae.